AUGGAGGUAAUUGCCAUUGCUGCUGUGACAAAGAAAGUUGUUGAUAUCAUAGGCACUCUUGCCCUUGAAGAAGGAUAUCGCUUGUACUGGUUGCGCGAACAAAUGGAGUGGAUCCAACGAGAGAUGGCGAAGAUUCAGUCAUUCUUGAAAGAAGCAGAUUCCAAUCCAACUAGUAGUGAAACAUUGACAACAAUAAGAAGACAAAUCAGAGAACUUGCUUAUGAUAUUGAGGAUAUCAUGGACAAGUACUUCCCAAGGUUAGCUUCACACAAGGCCAAGGGAAAGGACUAUCUUUGCUGUUUGUGUAAUUGCUGCACUGCACAUGAACUUGCAUUGGAAAUUGAAGCAAUAAAAGGCAGGGUGGAGGCAAUCUAUAAUGCCAAGACGACGUAUCCCACGUGUGAUAUUGGUAGUAGUGGUCAUGAUACUAUAUGGGAAGUAAGAAAGAAUUUCCUUUAUGGUGAUGAAGAACCAAAUAUUGUUGGUUUUCAGGAUGACAUUGACGAAUUGAAGAAAAUGUUACUUGAUCCAAACACUGCCUAUGAUGUGAUCUCGGUCGUUGGGAUAUCUGGUCUUGGCAAAACCACUCUGGCCAAGAAAAUAUUCAACAUUGCUAAGGUCGAGUUAGCAAAAGAUAGUCCUUAUGACCUUCAUUUUGAGUGUUCAGCUAAAGUUUAUGUUUCUCAAAAACAAAAUGUGGAGGAGCUAUGGAAGGAUAUAGCUAAGCAAAUCGGCGUCAACAAGGAGGAAAUGGAUGUCAGUCAUGUGGCUACUGCCCUGUCUGCAUUUCUGAGCAAGAAGAGGUAUGUCAUUUUUUUGGAUGAUUUAUGGAGUGAUGAAACAUGGGACAAAUUAAGCAUCGCGUUUCCUAAUAACCCCAAAAUUGGAAGUAGAAUAAUUAUCACAUCUCAAUCUCGUCGGGUAGGGAGACAUGUUGGAGGGAAAAACUCUCUCUACAAGCUGCAGCAUUUAGAUUUAAAAAGUAGUCAAAGGCUUUUCAAUGAACUACUUAUGAAAGGGGCAAGUACUGGAGAAACAUUUUCACCCAGUCUAAAAGCUAUUGGCCAAGAAAUUUUAACAAAGUGUCAUGGCUUACCACUUGCAAUUACUAUAGUAGCAGGAAUGUUGAGGCAAAGGAAAAGAAAACAACACACAUGGGAUUAUAUCCUCCAGAGUUUAAACAAGGAUGGUCAACUUUCAAAGGUCCUUGAUUUAAGUUAUCAAGAUUUGCCAAUUUAUUUAAAACCCUGCUUCCUUUAUUUUGGACUAUUUCCAAAAGAUCAUGAAAUCAGGGCAAGUGAAAUAAUUAAUCUAUGGGUUGCAGAGAAAUUUAUUCCAUUGAGUGAACAAAUACCUUUGGCUGAUGAUGAGGGAGAGGCUUAUUUAGGUGAAUUGGUUGAUAGGAACUUGAUUCAAGUGGUAAGUAGAAGAUCUGGUGGAAGGAUUAGAAGUUGCAGCAUUCAUGGUCUUUUACAUUCAAGAUGCAUUUCACUUGCAUCUGAGGACAACUUGUUCAAAACUUGGAAUAACAUAGCUUCCAAUUCUAGUACAAGUAGUAGGGUUCGGAGAUUCACAACCGAGGGAAGUAGCCUCUCCCAAUUUCUUUCUUCGGAAGGUCAAACUCUCAAAAUCCGCACACUUUUUUGUCUCCAAGGCUCUGAUGAACUCUCGAAGAAGCAUCUGACACGAGUUCUUCAAGAGUUCAAGUUCCUUAGGGUCCUUGUAAUAGAAUGUCUUGAACUUCCACUAAAAUUUCCAAAGGAUUUAUGCAAUCUAAGACACUUGAGGCACCUCAAGUUAAGCGGCUAUGGUCUUGAAAAGCUCCCAAAAGGUAUGUCUAGUCUCCAAGAUUUACUCACUUUGGAUGUCCGCGGCUGCCCGUCUAUCAGACUUCCAAAUUCUAUUUGGAAACUGAAGAACUUGAGGAAUCUCCUCGUACACGAGCACAUACAUUGCAUUUGUCGAACCAAGGCUCCUUUGCCAAAUCUUCAAAUACUAAGCCUGAUUCGAGGAGACAGUUUGGAGCCUAAACAUUGGGAAAACAUGAGAAAUUUGAGAAAGUUAGGGAUAUAUUAUCCUUUAAAGGAAGAUAGAAAAAUCAAUGUCCUCUGGUUUACCACACAUCAAGCUGAGAAGUUGGAGAAUUUGCGUCUCGAGUGGCACCUUGAUUCAUUGGAAAAGUCCAUGGAUUUAUCACAAUGUAACAAACUUCAGAAACUACACUUGAGGGGAUUUAUUCAGUCAAUGCCCCACUUUGGUAAUUUCCCUCCAAAUCUGACAGAGUUAUCUCUUGUUGCAAGUCAACUUGAAGAGGACGCGUUAGAAAAUCUUAAGAGACUCCCUCGACUAAAGGUCUUGAAAUUGGGUCAAAAUUCUUUUGUUGGUGCCAAAAUUGUUUGUGUUGGAUCUCAAGAAUUUCCGAGCCUUGAAGAUCUUAGAAUUGAUGAAUUAUUGUCUCUAAAUGAGCUAAGAAUAGAGAAAGGGGGGAUGCCAAGGCUCAAAAAGUUGUGUUAUUGUAAAGGGCUUAGAGUACAAGUUGAUAACACUAGGUCCUUGAACAUGGUGGUAACAAUAAAUUAUUAG
Messenger RNA from Lycium barbarum (goji berry), 2583 nucleotides. Its product is annotated as toMV susceptible protein tm-2-like. The transcript has a single exon. Lineage: Eukaryota; Viridiplantae; Streptophyta; Magnoliopsida; Solanales; Solanaceae. The coding region runs from base 1 to 2583 and encodes 860 amino acids. Gene Ontology annotation, biological process: defense response to other organism. The record is from RefSeq and is a predicted model, not a curated record. Gene Ontology annotation, molecular function: ADP binding.